Molecule: messenger RNA, 501 nt
Organism: Cinara cedri
Lineage: Eukaryota; Metazoa; Arthropoda; Insecta; Hemiptera; Aphididae
Source: the annotation of a GenBank genome assembly
AUGGCAAUCGCUGAAGAUAUUGGUUUGGGCACGACCUUGGACACAGAAGGUACUCAAAAUUGUUCACACAUUCAGCUACCCAAAAUACAAAUUUUGAUGGUAACCUUUUGCGACAUGUAUAAGUCACUGAUAGUACACAAUAAUACGAAACUAACAAUCAUCAACAAAUAUCACUAUUAGUGGCAGUGGAAGUGGAAGUACUGCCGUGCUGAUGCCAUUGUGAGAUCAAUCUUAUUAUCAAAUGCCAACUAUGAAGUCACGUGGAUGGCUCUUUUUGAGAAGUUCGACAACCCACAUCUCAUCGUGAAUUCACAUCUGAAUAAAUUGUUCAGUUUCUCCCCGUCACGAUCAUUGACGUUGGACGAUUUGAAGAACUUUCUUGACACGUCCCCCGAGAAUAUCGCCGCGUUCGGAAGUUCCGACGGUCUGGAUAAGGAAGGAUUCUUGUUAUUCUACAUAGCAUCCCGUGUCUUGGUCUCCAGUAUUAAAUUUUUAUUCUAA